Molecule: messenger RNA, 2453 nt
Organism: Chlamydomonas reinhardtii
Lineage: Eukaryota; Viridiplantae; Chlorophyta; Chlorophyceae; Chlamydomonadales; Chlamydomonadaceae
Exons: 7
Coding region: 47-2020 (657 amino acids)
Biological process (GO): regulation of transcription by RNA polymerase II
Cellular component (GO): nucleus
Molecular function (GO): transcription cis-regulatory region binding
Source: RefSeq, a predicted model, not a curated record
CUGAAUAGCAGGACAGACCGCCCGCAGAACUGACAAAUACUCCACAAUGGGAUCACCAAACCCGGUGAACUGGAAGGGGUACUUCACUGCGUCUCAAGCUUCUACGGAAUCGCUGACAAUUGCUGAGCGCAUUGAGCUAGCCAAACCGGUGAUCUCGUCGGUGGACGCAAACCUGGAUGCGCUGCUCUCCACGCCGAACAGCAGCCAAAAGGUGUAUGCGGCUCUCAACAUUGCCUACCUGAACACCACAAUUCCUUCACUGGACGCGAGCAAGCCAGAGUCUUACCGCACGCUGGUUGCGCUGAACGAUGUGCUGACGGCCACCACGCCGCGCUUCGCCUGGUGCCUCGUGGAGCACUCUUUCCUCAACACCCUUGUGCGCCUGCACCAGCGGGUGGGCAAGAUGGACGACCCCACCGCACAGGCCGCGGUGCUGCUGCUGUGCAGCAUUACGCUGCUGGCCGGCCACGCCGCGGGCGACAAUCUGGAGGCCGUGGCGUCCCGGCCCGAGCUGUGUGAGCUGGUCAUCAGCCAGGUCAUCUAUCUGGCCGUCACGCCCGCGACGCUGCUCACUCCCGGCGGCCUGGGCACGGCGGCGCGCUGCGUGCAGAUGUGCUGGGAGCUGACGCGCCACCCCACGCCCCACUGCAAGGGCUUCCGCGAGCUGCUGCAGCGUAUUGACCUGGCCGCCCGCCUGCUGGUCAUCGCCACCGUGGCCGCCACCGGCAGCCCCGCCGCCGCCGCAGGCGCUUCGGAGGCGGUCGCGGGAGGCGAAGCCGCCGCCGCUGCGGCUCUGGUGUCCGCCAUGGCGGCGCUUGAGUCCGGCGAGGGCAAGGCCGCGGCCUCUCCCUCUAACACCACUAGCGGCAGCGGCCCAGAUGACUUGUUCGAGGAGCGACUGGCGCUGGCGGCGCAGGCGACCUCGUUGGUGGCCAACCUGGCGGGGCUGGGCACGCGCGGCUUUGAGCUCAGCGCGGCGGGGCUGGCGCCGCAGCGUGCCUGGCUGCUGCGGCCGGGCACGCUGGGGCUGCUGCGGCCGGUGCUAGAGGGCCUGGCGGAUGGGUUGGCAGAGCUUCGCCACCGGAUGGAGGACAGCAGCAGUGCUGGUGAGGGCGCGGAGAAGGAGCAGCAGGAGAAGGAGCAGGAGAGGCUGCAGGCGCUGGGGCCGUACGCGGACCUGCGGCCCAGCACGGUGUCGCGGCGGCGGCUGCUGGACCAGGCCGAGGGGGCGGUGCGCAACCUGCUCAUCCUGCUGGGGCUGCCCACGGUAGUGAUGGGCAGCAGCGAGGAAGACGUGGUGGAGGCGUGCGGCUUCGUCAUCCGGCACGCGUUUGGCAUGUUCACUGAGGGCUACGUGGACACGAUGCGCGUGCUGCGUGCCGCCGUGGCCGACCCCGCCGCCUCCGCGUCGGGCCGCGCCUUCACCUCGCCCUACCCAGGCGACUACGCCAACUUCUUCCGCGCCUUCGCGGGGCACGUGGAGACGGUGGCGCCGGCGCUGGGCGUGCAGCUGGAGGACUGGGGCGUGCGCUUCACGGGCGAGCAGGCGGCGCGCGACCUGCCCGGAAUGCAGGUGGCUGAGGGCGUGGACGCGCGUAUUGCCCAGUCCUGGCUCAAGGGACAGAUUCAGGAAAUCAUCAACUGGGGCCACUCGGUGCUGCACCUGGUGCGCAUGGCGGAACAGGCCAAGAUGUCGCCGCAGCAGCGGCAGCAGGCGCAGCAGCAGCAGCAGCAGGCGCAGCAACAGUCAUUCCCGCCGGUUGCGCCGCCGCACCCCUACGGCGGGCCAGGGGCAGGGACGGGGGCCGCGGCAAGCGGCGGCAGCAACUGCGCCUCGUGCGGCACCGCGCCGCCGGCCGGGAACCCGCCAUUCCAGCACUGUGGCAAAUGCCGGACGGUGCGGUACUGCUCCCGGGCAUGCCAGCUGGCGCACUGGCCCCAACACAAGCCAGUGUGCAAACCCGCUCCGACGGCCGCUCAGUCAGCUGCAGCGCCCACACCGGCAACUGCUACCAGCUAAGUUGCCAUCGCUGUAUGUGAUUAGGUAUUCGAAUUUGAAUGCGUUUGCGUCUGCCUUGUCAUAAAUGGCGCGUAUGCAAGGCGCGUUUGCGCGUAGCCCACUCGGAUGGUACCCGGUUUUGCAAAGUUUGCGGUAGUCCGGAUUGUAGAUGGUGAAAGGCAAAGUGUGCAAGGUCACGCUAAGGAACUACUGGGCGUUGUGAGGAAGGGCUUGCGGAUCGCAGACACUAAUUCAUGCCGCGUAGCGGUGCUGCGGUGGGGGCUGCUGGGCGCCAAUUGUUGGCAAUUUGCCAAUAACCAAUACAUGUGUACAGUGAUUUAUCUAUAUAAAUGGCUCUCACGAGAUCGAAUUGACCCGGCGUGGUUGACACACGCGAAACUGAGUCAAGACUUCUCGCGAUAUACUCCGGCAGCCAAUUAACACAUGUUUCAGA